Messenger RNA from Cetraspora pellucida, 164 nucleotides. The record is from the annotation of a GenBank genome assembly. NCBI's taxonomy places the organism in Eukaryota, Fungi, Glomeromycota, Glomeromycetes, Diversisporales, Gigasporaceae.
GAGUUCUGAUUUGCUUCGCUUUUAUGAGAGUUCUGAUUUGCUUCGUUUUUAUGGAGGUUUUGAUUUGUUUCGCUUUUAUGAAAGUUCAGACUUGCUUUGCUUUCAUGGAGGUUUAGACUUGCUUUGCUUUCAUGAGGGUUCAGACUUGCUUUGCUUUUAUGAAG